GCUUCUCCAUGUGGGCGUAGUGCGGUGCUGCGGCGAAAGAUAUAAAGCCGGGCACCUGGGGCCACAGCUUCUCAUUGCUCAUCUUCCACGAUGUGGCUGCGUAUAACGAUUGCCCUACUGCUGGCCUGCGUGGCUGGAGCCCUGGCCCAGAAUGAUGGCAGGUAUCGCCCUCCUCCAGCUGCUGUGCGGGCAACUGUUGGCAAAGGUGGCAACGAUGGACGCUACACGGGCGCCAGCGACGGACGCUAUCGCGGUGGUGGCGACGGACGCUAUUCCGGCGGCAACGAUGGACGCUACGUGCACAUGGACAACAAGUACGAGCAUGACGAUCGUGCUGGUGGCGCUUAUACCGGAGACCGUAACCGUUAUGUGGGCGACAAGAACACAGGCGGUGGAGCAGGUGGCGCUGGGGCAGGUGGCGGAGCAGGAUCGGCGUCAGGGGCACGACCAGGUGGCGGGGCAGCUGGUGGGGCUGGAGCAGGAGCCACCGCUAGACCCAAGCCGCGACCCACCAUUCCUCCGCCGCCAGCAGUUGUCGAUGUGACUGCCAAUUUGCCCAAGGGACGAGGCACAGGCGAAGGCGGCAAUGGCUGGGCCAUUAUCCGACUGGAGGAUGAUGUCGAGCAGGAUGGCUACCACUAUCUCUACGAGACGGAGAACGGCAUUCUGGCCGAGGAGAGCGGACGGAUCGAGAAGCUGACCAAGGAGGAUGGCCUGCGCUCGAAGGGCUUCUACGAGUACACUGGCGACGAUGGGAUACUCUACCGCGUGGACUACACCGCGGAUGACAAUGGCUUUGUGCCCAGUGCUGCUCACCUGCCCACGGCCCCACCGCCACCGCCGUAUGUGGCCAAGCUGCUGGCCUACCUGGAGGCGAAUGCCGCCAAAAAGAAGAAAUAGUUAUUGAAUCGAAAUGUGAAUUGCAAUCGCCAAUAAACCAACGUGCCAUAAGA
Messenger RNA from Drosophila obscura, 953 nucleotides. It is a transcript of the gene Cpr49Ab, whose product is annotated as larval cuticle protein LCP-30. NCBI's taxonomy places the organism in Eukaryota, Metazoa, Arthropoda, Insecta, Diptera, Drosophilidae. The record is from RefSeq and is a predicted model, not a curated record. The transcript is spliced from 3 exons. The coding region runs from base 91 to 900 and encodes 269 amino acids. Gene Ontology annotation, cellular component: chitin-based extracellular matrix. Gene Ontology annotation, molecular function: structural constituent of chitin-based larval cuticle.